Erigeron canadensis is the source of this 977-nucleotide messenger RNA. RefSeq names its product NAC domain-containing protein 104. Gene Ontology annotation, biological process: regulation of DNA-templated transcription; system development. Gene Ontology annotation, molecular function: DNA binding. The transcript is spliced from 3 exons. Lineage: Eukaryota; Viridiplantae; Streptophyta; Magnoliopsida; Asterales; Asteraceae. The record is from RefSeq and is a predicted model, not a curated record. The coding region runs from base 160 to 756 and encodes 198 amino acids.
CAUUACUCAAUUUCCCAACCCCACAACAUAUACAAACUUCAACUCCUUAAUCCUACUUUUGUUGAUUUCUUGAUUAAAGUUCCCAUCAACUAGCUAGCUACUUCUUAAUUUUACUUAUUCUAGCUAGCUAGCUUGUUCAAUUUAUAACUUAACAUAUAUAUGGGUGACAACAACAAUGUCAAUCUUCCUCCUGGCUUUCGUUUCUGUCCCACGGAUGAAGAACUCGUCGUCCAUUUCCUUCAACGUAAAGCGUCCCUCUUACCUUAUCACCCUGACAUCAUUCCCGACCUUGAUCUCUACCCUUAUGAUCCUUGGGACUUAGAUGGUAAAGCUUUGGUGGAAGGGAAAAAGUGGUAUUAUUACAGUAGGAGGACACAAAAUCGAAUAACAACAAACGGGUAUUGGAAAUCAUGGGGAUGUGAUGAACAAAUCAUAAGUUCAAGAAGUAGCAAACGAGUUGGAGUGAAGAAAUAUUAUGUGUUUCAUAUUGGUGAUUCUCCUGAUGAAGGUGUUAAAACUAAUUGGAUAAUGCAGGAAUAUAGAUUUUCUGAUCAUGAUGCUAGUUCAUCUAGUAGCACAAGUAGUGGUAGACCCAAAAGAAGAAGCCACUCUAAAUUAGAUUUUAGCAAGUGGGUAAUAUGUCGAGUGUUCGAGCAUUGUGAUAGUGAGGACGAUGAUGACGGGACAGAGCUUUCAUGUUUGGAUGAAGUUUUCUUAUCGUUGGAUGAUUUUGACGAUAUCAGUUUUCCAAAUUAAGGAAGAUAAGAAAAAGGGAAAUUAAACAGAAUAUUAAUCAAGGGACCACAAGGAGUUAGAGGACUACUUAAUAUGUAGUUUUGCUUAAUUAGUUAAUGUCCAUUAUUUUUCUCAUAUUGUAUGUAUUAAUCCCCCCAAAAAAACCUCUUGUGUACAAUCAAGAAAUGACUUGUGGUAGUGUGAAUUCGAUUAAUAUCAAAAUUAAACUAAUUUUCGAUGAA